AUGGUUUAUGACAAAUUUAAUUCCCUCUUAGCACUAGGAUUCGAUACUACUCAGAGUACUAUCACUGGAGUAACCGCUGGAGAUACUCUAGUCAUUAACCAGACCUACACUUUGACAGUGCAAGCCAAGGAUCAAACAGGGAAUGAUUUAGCAGCUGGAGGAGAAAAUAUCUAUGCAUAUCUAUCAGACCCUUGCACUAGAGCUUCCAGUAUGGCAUGAGUCUCUUCUUCUUAUACACAAAGCGCACUGAGAGGCUUAGAGAAAAUUCAGAAGCUGACAGACAACGUAGAUGGGACCUAUACGACAGAUUUAGAACUGAGCCAUAUCGGGAAUGCUACUCUAUCAGUCCUCCGUGUUGCUCACCAAGAUAUCACAGGAGAAUAUUAUGAUUCUGGAAUUAUUUCAGGAAAUCCAGACGCAACAGGAACAUCAUCGUUCAUAGACUUCGAUUGGGGGUUUGAUGUUGUAGCUCCUUCUUUAUCUAAUGAUCCUGCUGCAAGGUUUACAGGAAAGAUCACAGUUUUCUCAUCGGGAACAUAUAAUAUGGCCAUGCUUCACGAUGAUGGGUCUUCCAUAAAAAUAAAUGGAUAUGCAAAAAUUAGCAUGUUCGGAACACCAGGAGAAUUUACUAAUACCUUCUCACAUCACUUCAAUGCAUUCGAGACAUAUGACCUCGAGAUAGACUGGAUAGAUUCAGGAGGGGAAGCAGCUCUAGCCCUUAGAUGGGACUCUGGAUCUGGGAGCAUUACUAUUCCUUCAGAGAAUUACGCAAUAGCUGACGAUAUUGCGACAAGUCCGUUACAGAUUUCUGUGUCUUGUCCUGACAAAUAUGAACAAGUCUCAUCUACCACUAAUCAGUGCAAACCUAUUUGUGGAGACGGUUUCAUAGACGGUUCUGAGUCAUGUGAUGAUGGAAACACAGUGAGUGGUGAUGGAUGCUCGUCUGACUGAACCUCAGUAGAAACAACAUGGAAAUGAAAUGGAUCAUCACCAAGUGUCUGAACUAGAGACUAUAAGUCCAUUCCUUUGUCAGAUCAUGAAACAACAAUGAAGGCUGCUAUGAUAUCUUCAGCUUCCUUAGCUGUCACCUUUCAGGCUGUUGGAGGUUUGAUGAAUGGAUCUUCUCCUAGCACGAUAUUUUCUUCUAUCAACCAACUUCAACUUUUAAUGUUAUUUUUGUUAUGAGAAAUAUUCUUACCCUUAAAAGUUGUAAACUAUCUCAGAUCUCUUUCCUCAGCUCUAUUUGAUAUCAAUAUUGACUGGAGCUUCUUCACAGUGUUCAGGAAGAUUAUUGAGUGGUUUGAUUACCCCCAAGACAGGGAUGACUUCGACACGAUAGACAUCAGCUCAGGAAGCUCUUUGAUCAACCUGAAUACCCUGAUUGCGACUUUUGGAGUGUUUAUCAUAACCCAUAUUGUAUUUAGCUUGAUAAUCUUUUGCUUUAAGAAAUCAACAGGCAGAUUAACAAAUCUGCUCAGAUCAGUCUACAAGGCUUUCACUUUCAAAAUCUAUGUCGUGCUUAUUUUUGAAGGUUUUAUUAGCUUAUGUCUAUGCUCCUUCUCAGAGCUAAGAAGAUUCAAAGCUAAUGAGGUUGGAUCAGAACAAAACUCAUUCUACUUCUCUGUGUUCUUCUCUCUCUGCACAAUUUGUGUUAUAAGUAUUGCCUUGACUGUUUGGAUUUUCGCAAAACCUUCUGAAACUAGAAAGCACAUAAUAUUUGAGGAAGAACUUUUUAAAGGACUCAACCAAAAAAGACUAUCAAGACUGCAGCCAAUUCUGUUCCUAGCCAGGAGGACAGUCCUCUGACUGAUGAUAAUCUUUGGUAGGGUGCUAGGUAGGUUCCUGUUCAUGGGUCUCUACUCUUUCAUUAGCCUAGCUCAUUGAGUAUUGACAUGAUGAAUCAGGCCAUUUGAAAAAGUUCGGAACAAUAUUACAGAAAUUAGUAAUGAGCUAUACAUAGUGUACUUUUGAAUAUUCCUGAUGUUCAAUCGUACAGAAGAGGAUUGGAGCGAUCCCAAAACAACAGUGAUCUACUGGUCUCUCGUCUCUAACAGCGCUCUUGAUGCUCUUCUGUCACUAGUAUUUUUAAUAUACACUCUCUUCAAGAAGAAAAGGAAAAUAAAAGUGACAACUAUCCAAAAAGCGAAGAAUGUCGUUCCCAAGAAGCCCAGGAGACUAAAGCUCAAAGACCCUCCAAGACUGUCUCAGAUACUGCCCAAUAGGGAGGAGCUGAAAGAUCUCCGUCGGUACAAGUUCCGACACUCACCAAGGAAUUUGAUGAUAGAAUCUAUUGAGUCAGAUCCAAGUUUUGCUAAGCUAAGAUAGAGGUUUCGCUCCUUCAUUCC
This is a messenger RNA of Moneuplotes crassus, 2345 nucleotides long. The record is from the annotation of a GenBank genome assembly. NCBI's taxonomy places the organism in Eukaryota, Ciliophora, Spirotrichea, Euplotida, Euplotidae.